CCAAUGGUGACGUGGAUUCCCGCCGUUUCCCGCAGCCACGUCGUUUCGUUAUAACCCCGAACACCACUCUCAAGUCUUAACUCUCCGCUGUUCCCCAAAAGCUUUCUGACAGAAAUCCCUUCCUCUGCAAGAAGCGGAGGCCCAAGAAUUGAAACCCUAGACUUUUCAUUCGGCGUCAAUGGAACUUCGUUCUGGUAAAAGAGGCUCUAAACCUUCGAUCGAUGAUGGAUCGAAUCAUAGCCAUGAUGAUGCUGAUGCCAACGAUGAUUCCGAUAUCAGUGGGUCUGAUGUAGAAAAUUAUACACCAACUUCUGAUUCUGGCCUUGGCAGCUCUAGCGACGAAGGCGAAACGCGCAAAGAGGAAAAGGCACAGAGUGUUAAAUGGAAACCAAAGACCAAAAUGGCUGAUGUGGUUGCGUCUGACCAACAAGAUAGUUCAUUUGUUCCCGCAAAGCCUUCAACGGAAGAGAGCAUGUUGGAACCAAGCAGAAAUGAUACAACAGGUCAAUUAGCUCAGCCAAUAGCACCUAUGCCUCAUGGAUGGGAAUCAAGUGAGAGAGAAACUCUUCCAAAUAAAAAGCGAAAGAAAAAAGGAUCAUUAUUGAUGUGGGAAGUUUGGGAGGAAGUGAUGGAGAGAUGGAUAGAUGAGAAUUUUACUGCUAAUGUUGAUUUUGAUCAUCAGCAUGGAGUAACAAAUGAAGCUAUUGAGACGCCAUCUGAAUUGACAAUGCCUUUGUUGAGGUAUCAAAAAGAAUGGUUGGCAUGGGCUUUGAAACAGGAGGAGUCGGCAACAAGAGGGGGAAUUCUGGCUGAUGAGAUGGGAAUGGGGAAGACCAUUCAAGCAAUUGCACUUGUUCUUGCCAAAAGGGAAACAGUCCAUGUGAGUUGUGAUCCCAUUCAGCCCUCGUCGUCAUCUGGUUUGCCUGGGAUUAAAGCGACCCUUGUUGUUUGCCCUGUAGUUGCUGUGAGCCAGUGGAAGAGUGAGAUCGAACGAUUUACUGUAGAAGGAAGCACAAAGUUUUUGCUUUAUUAUGGGGCUAGCAGAGGAAAGAGUUCUGCACAGUUUGCAAAUUUUGAUUUUGUCAUAACGACGUACUCUACUGUUGAGGCUGAGUUUAGGAAAUACAUGAUGCCACCCAAGCAGAAGUGCCCAUAUUGUGGGAAGUCAUACUAUGAGACAAAGCUUGCAGUUCAUCUGAAAUAUUUUUGUGGCCCUGAUGCUAUAAGAACAGAAAAGCAGUCUAGGCAAGAGAAAAAAAAGGUGAAGAAUGCACCAUCUGUAUCAAAGCAGGGAAUAGUUAAGGGGAAUAAAAGUAAGGAAGCUUUGAGGAAGUCAUCGAAUCAGCCAGAUGAAGAGCCAUUGGAAAGGAAAUCAAUUUUGCACUCUGUGAAAUGGGAGCGCAUUAUUUUGGAUGAAGCUCAUUAUAUUAAAGAUAGGAGUUGCAAUACUGCAAAAGCUAUCUUUGCACUGGAUUCUUCGUACAAAUGGGCUUUAAGUGGCACUCCUCUUCAAAAUCGUGUUGGAGAACUUUACUCACAGAUACGCUUCCUGCAAAUACUUCCGUACUCUUAUUACUUCUGUAAGGAUUGUGAUUGCAGAACACUUGAUUUCAGAACUUCUGAGCACAGUUCUUCACGAGAAUGUCCGCAUUGCCCCCAUAGUUCCGUGAGGCAUUUUUGUUGGUGGAAUAAAUAUGUGGCUAAACAAAUCCAAAAGUACGGAAACUCUGGUGAAGGGGAAAGAGCCAUGAUAUUGCUUAAGAACAAAAUUUUGAAAAGCAUAGUGUUAAGACGCACCAAAAAAGGCAGGGCAGCUGAUCUUGCUCUUCCCCCUAGAGUAGUUUCUCUCAGGCGGGAUGCCCUGGAUAUUAAAGAAGAAGAUUAUUAUGAAUCAUUAUACAGUGAAAGUCAAGCACAGUUUAAUACAUAUAUUGAAGCUGGAACAGUUAUGAAUAAUUAUGCUCACAUCUUUGACCUUCUUACCCGCUUACGUCAGGCAGUUGAUCAUCCUUACCUUGUGGUGUAUUCAAAGACAAACGCUCUAAGAACUGGAAGUCCUGUUGAUGCUGGUGAUGUUGAACAAGUAUGUGGCAUCUGUCAUGACCCAGCAGAAGAUCCUGUGGUGACCUCUUGUUCCCAUGUCUUUUGCAAGGCUUGUUUGCUUGACUUUUCUGCUUCAUUGGGACAAGUCUCAUGCCCCUCCUGUUCAAAACCACUCACUGUUGAUUUUAAUGCAAGCGGCAAUACUGAAAACCAGUCUAUGAAAAGAACCAUUAAGGGAUUUAAGUCCUCUAGUAUUCUGAACAGAAUACGGCUAGAAGAUUUUCAGACAAGCACAAAGAUAGAGGCUUUGAGAGAAGAAAUUAGAUUGAUGGUUGAAAGGGAUGGUUCAGCAAAGGGAAUUGUAUUCAGCCAGUUCACAUCAUUCUUGGAUCUUAUAAAUUACUCCCUCCACAAGUCAGGCAUAAGUUGUGUUCAAUUGGAUGGAAGCAUGACCCUGCCUGCAAGAGACGCUGCCAUAAAGAGAUUUACUGAGGAUUCAAACUGCAGGAUUUUCCUCAUGAGCUUGAAAGCAGGGGGCGUUGCUCUAAAUCUUACAGUAGCAUCACAUGUUUUCGUAAUGGAUCCGUGGUGGAACCCAGCUGUGGAGAGGCAAGCACAAGAUAGAAUCCACCGAAUUGGACAGUACAAACCAAUCAGGAUUGUGAGAUUUGUUAUCGAGAACACGGUUGAGGAGAGAAUCUUGAAACUUCAACAGAAGAAGGAAUUGGUGUUUGAAGGGACUGUAGGUGGUUCCUCAGAGGCUCUGGGAAAAUUAACAGAGGCAGACUUGCGAUUUUUGUUUGUGACAUAGUAUAUGACUGCAGUGCUACUCAGGAAGACAUGAUGAUGCCAUUGUUUAAUCAUCUGGCCAUCAAUUCGGAUGAAGCAGAGACUAGUUGUCCUAUGAUUUUGAACUCACCUGCUUCCUUAUAGCUCUGCAGCUCGCUUCUAUUAUAUACAAUCCUGUUCGAGAAGUAACGCUGUAUGAUCUUCUAUGCAAUACUAAAUUACUGCAACAUCUUUGAAACUUAACCGAUUCAUUCUCCAUGGAGAGACAUGCAGGGGUGUUUAUCAGCCUGCCCAUCUGAAGGCACAUGCUAAUGGUGGUUAUAAGCACGCCAGCAUUUAGACUGUAAGGCUUCUGUAGUGGUAUUGUUGGGAGGAGAUGAUUCAAUUUUUUUUAAA
Messenger RNA from Tripterygium wilfordii, 3228 nucleotides. RefSeq names its product ATP-dependent helicase rhp16. The record is from RefSeq and is a predicted model, not a curated record. The transcript is spliced from 16 exons. Gene Ontology annotation, molecular function: ATP-dependent chromatin remodeler activity; ATP binding. The coding region runs from base 179 to 2854 and encodes 891 amino acids. NCBI's taxonomy places the organism in Eukaryota, Viridiplantae, Streptophyta, Magnoliopsida, Celastrales, Celastraceae.